AUGACUUCUGAGCCUUCAGUCUCAUCUCGCAUAAUUAUCAUGCCCGUUGAUGACAGUCCUCACUGUGAACGAGCCUUCAAAUGGUAUCUCAAGCGAGCUCACAGACCCGAAGAUAAACUCAUCCUCCUUCACGUCAUUCAGCCACGUUACAUCUCUCCUCCCGGUGGCCUCGUCAUUGAGCACGCCGUCAUAGACAACUCCACAUCCACGAACGAGGGAAUUGAACUGGGCAGGCAAGUGCUUGAGAAAUAUGCGCGGAAGUGCAAGAAGGCAAAUUUCAUCUACGAAACUACAUUGAGAGCAGACUCGAACGUUGGCAGCGUCAUAAUUGAAGCUGCAGACGAAUACUUCGCCAACCUCAUUGUGAUCGCCUCUCAGGGAAUGAGUAAGGCGAGACGAACCAUUUUGGGUAGUGCCAGUCACUACGUCGUUUACCACUCUGGGAUACCUGUUCUGGUAGUGCCUCCUGCUAAGAGAAGUUCCGCCUCAUUUGUGGCAGAAGUGGAACAAGCGGAAAAGGAAUAG
This is a messenger RNA of Hydatigera taeniaeformis, 525 nucleotides long. The record is from the annotation of a GenBank genome assembly. Lineage: Eukaryota; Metazoa; Platyhelminthes; Cestoda; Cyclophyllidea; Taeniidae.